Molecule: messenger RNA, 1171 nt
Organism: Jatropha curcas
Lineage: Eukaryota; Viridiplantae; Streptophyta; Magnoliopsida; Malpighiales; Euphorbiaceae
Source: RefSeq, a predicted model, not a curated record
UCAUUGAAGAAAUGAAAUCGAAAAAAUUAGGUAAUCAAAUUAGACUAAACGAGAGCAAAAAGUGUUUACGCAGAGGAAGAUAAACUGCUUCUCUUUCGCUUUGUGCAUAGGCAGAUAAUCGAUGAUGUCUACUCGCAGUGGGAGAUGCCUUACUGUUUUUCGGAUUCGUCGGCCAAUGGAUAUUUUUGGUUCCGUUUCUUUUAGUAGUUCUAAAAGUAGUACUCAUUUGAGAGGUAAAGGCAAUUCUGAUUCAUUCCACAACAUUGAUGAUUGUUUAGCUUCCUUUAAUUUGAUGCUUCAUAGUAAUCCUCCUUCCCCUAUUAAGGAAUUCAGUAAAUUGUUAUCUGCACUUGUUCGAAUGAAACAUUAUGCUACUGUCAUUUCUCUCUCUGAACAGAUGGAAAUGUUUGGAAUUUCACAUAAUAUUUAUUUGGAGGAUAAAUUUGGUGAAGCUGUGGAUUUGUUUGAUGAUAUUGUUGAAAAAGGGUAUCGACCUGAUGUUUAUACCUAUACUGUGAUUGUCUAUACUGUGAUUGUGAAUGGUCUUUGUAAAAAUUGGGAAAACCAUGUUGCCCAUUGCAACCUUAAUCCGAGGUUUGUGUAUAUCAAGCAGAUGGAAGGAAGCUUUUAUGUUCUUAACCAAAUGUUGAGAGCAACGUCACAACCAGAUUUAAUUAGCCUUCAAUACUUGGUUGAUGGACUUUGUAAGGAAGGAAAGGUUUCAAGGGCUUCAAUGGUGUUAGUCAAAUAUGAUGAAUGCAGGGAGGAAUCAAAGGCCAAUUUGGAUCUAUUUCAUGAAAUGCAAAAGAACUUGUUGAAGCCUCACCUUAUUAUUUAUAAUACCCUAAUUGAUGGUAUAUUCAGAGCUGGAAAGGUUAACGAUGCAAAGGAAUUGUUUUCUAGACUUUCCAUAGAAGGGUUGCAUCCUGAUGUUUGUACAUACACUAUAAUUGUCAAAGGACUUUGUAAAGAAGGAUUAUUAGAUGAAGCAUUAAAGGUGUUCAGGAAAAUGGAAGGGAAUGGUUGCUCACCAGAUGAUUGCUCUUAUAAUGUGAUUAUCCAAGGAUAUCUCCAACACAACGAUUUGUCCAUGGCAAAACAACUUAUUGACUUAUUGAUGAAAAAUGGUUGCAAGGGGGUUUGCAGAAUGCACUACCAUGAGAUUUGGUAG